Molecule: messenger RNA, 2693 nt
Organism: Volvox carteri f. nagariensis
Lineage: Eukaryota; Viridiplantae; Chlorophyta; Chlorophyceae; Chlamydomonadales; Volvocaceae
Exons: 4
Coding region: 1-1443 (480 amino acids)
Source: RefSeq, a predicted model, not a curated record
AUGCGCAUGCGGUUGACAGUAAGCCUGAGGUCACCGGGUGCAUGCGUGUCAGGCCUAUGUGCGUGUCAACACAUAAGCUCGUCUGGAUACGACACGGCACGGCAUGAUGAGGCAUGGCACGGCAUGGCACAGGAAAAUUUCCUUUUCGCAGUGCGGUGGAUGCACGCCAUUGCUACUUCCUGGGCUUGGCUGGUUGCUGCACCUGGAGCGCCUGAACCCGAAUUAUGCAUUGCAGCGGCAUGCAGCAUUACGCCGCACAUGCUCACAGUUAAUACGUUGCUACAAAAGGAGGCCAAGGAGGCUCCGACGGGAUACAAGCUCCCAAUACUUUGUAAGGCCGAGCGGCCAAAUGCACGAAGUCAAGUGCUGGUGGUAUUGAGGGCUGCACCGAGCGCCACGCUUACAAUUCCGGCAACAGAAGUAGGUUUGCCGCGGCGUUUUACACCAGCGCCGCACGGCGAUGCGGGACCCCGCUUAGGAGCAGACCAUGGGGAGCCAGCGCCGAUACCUCCUUCCUCCGGAUUGGACUUCAUCGACUUGGUGGGCCUUGAUGAUUCAACCGUCUGGAACUGCCUCCAGGACGCGUUGACCUACCGUGUCCUAGUUGGGAAAUGCCCCGCGAAGGAGUUCUCGCGCAGCGCUGCGCACACAGACUCGUUCAACGUGAAACAGCUGAAGCUGUAUCGGGACAAUGUCACACGCAAUCUGGCACCGACUGUGGCACGAGGAUUCGCCAACGCAGCUCGCGCGGCGGGGCACACCAUUUCCACCACGUGCACUGCGACAGCUGUAGCAAAUGGGGCCCCGCAGCCUCCACAUCUCAAAGCAGCCACUGCCCCGCAGCAGCCACUGCUGCCGCUGCGGCAGCAGACGAAGUCAGGUGCACUUGCCGGGCCCCUGCUAAGCGGAGCUGACAGCAGUCGACCAAUAGAGGCGCGGUACUGCCAGGUACAGGCGUCCAAGCCGACGACAACGGCAGCCGGAUCAACCGCCAUGGCCAUCGCAACGGCCUCAGGUUAUGGUCAGGCACAGCGAGUCGUGCUGGCAGCCUCAGUGACCGUAGGCCACCAUGGCCAAGGUUGUGGCCCAAAGGCGGCGGCAAACAGUGAGACGGUACAGCCUCAAAAUCUGCAACAGACAUUACAGGCGCCGGCACGCAACGAGGCGGAGGCGUCGGGUAGGUUUGCGCAGGGCGUUCGCAUUUUGCGGCGGGAGGCUGUGGUGCCUGCUGCGGCAGUGCCGGCGGAAAUACCGCAGAUGCUGCAGUCAGCCGCGAUGGCGACAGCGAGCAGUGGCUUGCCAUUUCUCGAGAAGGGGGAACCGGGGGCGGUCAUGCCUGGGCGGCGCCGGGGAAGCCGGGGCGCGGGCCGGGGGCCGCUACUGGCAGCAGCUGGACGGCGAGGAAAUGGAAGUGCUGUGUGUACAGAACCGGCAUGGAUUUAGUACGAAGGUCGACUGGGGGAUGGACAAAACAGUAGGUGUGGCUUUCCGUCGGGCGGCGAUGGAGUAAAUGGCAAUGACGGGGUGAAAAAUGACGCUCGUUUAGGAGAUCGGAAUCUCGAAUUCCGAAUCUUCGUUGGUUUGUUGGUUGAUCCGUUGUGCUUGUUGGUUUGGUUUUUGGUGAUUUCGGUUUUUGAAUCUUUUUAAUACCGGGCACUUUUGAAUGAAACAGCCUGAAUGCUGUCCUUUGGUUUUCGGUGGCGAGAAUAAAGUGGUGUUUGUUUGCUUGCUUGCUGCUGCCGAUGAUGAUGAUGAUGAUGAUGAUGAUGAUGCUCUUAUCUUAAAUUAAGGUGAAGGGCACUGUUCCUCUGGCAGCCGCUAGUUAGUGUUCGUCAUGAAAUCUGUUGUCGUUGUGAUGAAGAGGCUUCCUUUCCGCCAUCAUGCAUCGUCAACACGUCGUAAAUGCACGCUGCUCUUUCGUCGUCCAUGACACAAAUGCAUGCUGAAGACCUUGCUAGGGACAUUUGCAUAACACUACUAGGGACUACCAUCGCAUGCUGCGUGAUUCUUGUUGUGCUGUAACUCGUCAUCUGUUGUUGAUGGGGUGUUGUUGUUGUUGUUGUUGUUGGCACUGGGGAGAAGUCUUUUCUCGGCAGUGGGCGCACGUCAUGUUUGGUGGAUUGUAGGAGAAUUAACAUGGUGCACACCUCAUCUCCGCGAUGGCGCAAGAAAAUCUUUGUCUAAUUACCUGUCUUGAGUCAGGGCUUGGCAUCAGCUCUAAAUGCUGUAUGUCGCCCUGAUUACCCCUGCUGAUGCUUCAAUCUUCGUAUCGCUAUCUGUCGUACCAGGUGGUAUGUCGUACUUUGCGCGUUGACACCGGAGUUGUGCAAUUUUCCAAGUCAGCCCGUAUCCAGGUGUGCAACGUUUUUUGCCAAUCAUGCUUUUGCUACUUCUGCGUCUGUUUUUAAUGUGUAGCACGUCGCGCUCUUAUUGUGUUGUGGCGCGGUGCGCGGUUGACAGUGCGCGGGGCAUGACUGCACCGUGGGGUGAGUUCGUAAAAUAUGAACCGUAGUGGAUAGGGCGAUCGAAUGGCAUCACGCGUGCAGCCCUUGCUCGUGUGUAGACGUUACGGAUCAGCUGUGAUGUACACCUGCACAUGCACCACGCGAUGUUUCUGUUGUAUACAGGAGGACAAGCAGAUGGUAAUCGACCCGGAUCUGAACCAUAUCUGUGUGUAACAGAUUGAGAACGUC